Laetiporus sulphureus 93-53 is the source of this 1204-nucleotide messenger RNA. RefSeq lists its product as uncharacterized. Bases 115 to 1044 code for a protein of 309 amino acids. The record is from RefSeq and is a predicted model, not a curated record. The transcript has a single exon. Lineage: Eukaryota; Fungi; Basidiomycota; Agaricomycetes; Polyporales; Laetiporaceae.
GCAGAGUCGCACUGGUCUUUCUUCCUCGUCAUUCAACAGGUCGCCUUCUUGUCCGCCCCUUCUGAUCUUGUCUCAUCAACAACGGCAUCUCUCAACGAACGACAGUCGUCCAUCAUGCUUUUCUCGGCGGCCACCAUCUUCUCAUUGCUCGCCAUCGCAUCGGUCUCGGCGGUCCCCAUCGAAUUCACCGUCCCUUUGCCGGACGGGACCUUGGGGGUCACGGGCCUCACAGAAAUACCCAACCCACCUUUGAUGAACAAGACCACUCCUCCCCAUGCAACUCCCUCGUCUCACGAGCACUUCGAAGACUUCCGUUUCCUGGAUAUCCUUCGUCGUCAGAUCCGUGUCAACAACUUCGAUGCCACUCAGAAUGCGUCUUGGUCUUCCCUCAUGAAUGGCGCGGAUAUCUUGAAGCGAAACGAGAAGACAGACGAAGAACAACGCGCGCGUCUCCAAGCCUUGCAGGCUGACCCUCCGCAGCCCACUACACCACCGUCAGGACCCGGUCUCUCGUCCUUCAUGAAAGCCCCGGGUUCAGGGAUGCAGGAUCUCGGCCAAGUCAGGACGAACGGCUCCUAUGCGAUCCACAGCGUCCUUGCCGACGUUUUCUCUCCCGAUGGCAUCCAGCAGAGCACUGCAACGUCAACCGCCAGCGUCGCGAAGUCCACGUUCUCCAAGAAUGCAGACUGGACUCCGCCUCCCAAAGGCCCCGGGUACACCACCGACACCAUGGACGUUGCGCCGCCGUCCCAGCCGGCCCGCAGGGACGAUGUUCAGACUGGACAGAUGGGUCCGCGCAAACGUCACAGUAUGGUGUUGGACACGGACGCUCUCUUGCCUGACUCGUCGAAUACGGACGCUACAUCAGAGGCUACGUCUACUCCGGCGUGGCAAGACAUGGGUUUCAUCAAUAUCGACAGCAACCGCCCUCCGGUGGUAUCUCCGAACAUCACAAACGUCACUUCGGAAGUCUCUGAUGCGCCGGGGAACGUUACAUCUGCCGCCGCAUCCGUCGCCGCAUCCCCUGCCUCAUCCGCCGCUUGAUCUGCCCCGUUGCGCAUAAUUUAUUCAUGAUGCCCGCAUGUACUUCUAGAGUCACUCACGCACAAUUGACAUUUCCACGAUCGAGUGCCAGGACUCUUCAGAUGUCCUUCUGUACGCUGGUCUGAUGUAAGAUCUCAUCGACCAGGUCUUGUUCCAUCGC